Molecule: messenger RNA, 213 nt
Organism: Sphaeroforma arctica JP610
Lineage: Eukaryota; Ichthyosporea; Ichthyophonida
Exons: 1
Source: RefSeq, a predicted model, not a curated record
AUGCCCAGCGAGAAGGAGUACAAGGCCCUUGUUGUCAGACAAAUGACGCAAUUGCUGAAGAUUGGGAUCACUCUCGAGCCCUUGUACGAGGCUUCUUAUCCCAUGAAGUCCUACGGUAGUAAAGCCAUGACUCGCUCGUACUCAGUAUACCACUGGAUCCUGCAGCGCCAACACACCUUCCAGGCCAUUGUGUUCCACGAUUUCGCCGCGCUG